CUGCUCUGAAUAGGAAAAAGAACCUUUCCCCAGAACCCCAGUAGAGACUUGUUUCGCUCAAAAGACACGUUUUUCUUUUUUGUGCAAAUUGGAAAGCCUUUUCAAGAGGUUUUCUCUCUUUACCUAAGUCCACCCUCAUCGUAAAUAGUCAAUCGGUGAAAGCAGGACAUCGCGAUAAAAAGUCAAAAGCAAUCAGCAUUAGUAUUAUUUGUUAGUGGUAACAAAGAAUUCUAUAGUACUCUUGGUGCAAUCAGUAGAAUUGCAUUGCAAAUUUGCACAUAUCAAUUGACAUUGUUGGUUGUUAAAAAACGUUGUAGAGUUCUUGCCACAGUGCGUGACACAAAAGACGUCACUGUAAUUCACUGUAUAUUAUCAAAAUUAAUCGUCGCAGCAUAAAUCUAUUACAAAUCAUCUCACCGACUGCGUGAGGAAAACGUGGUUGCGAUUACUGCCUCCUUGUCUUUAUUAGGCAAGGAACAAUUACAAUCGUUUUUAUAACGAGCUGAAAUCCGGUUACCACACAUUUGAAUAAAAAAGAUACAUAUAAUAAUAACUUUAAAGAAAUAAGAAAAACCUGAGGAGAGAGGAGAAAAAGGACGCAAAGUCCGGUACCGUUGUCUACGGCAAGUCGCCGUCGUCACUCUUCACAUAUUCAGAAAAGCAACAAUUUCUGUAUUUUUUUCUUCUUGGUCGUAAACAUGGCACAGUUCUGAAUUCGAAAUAUGAAGCUGCCAACUCUCGUCGUUGACUGCCUUCCCGUGUGGAACGGGCAAACUUGCUCGAAAUUCCUCCCCCCAACAAGAACCAAUAACCUACCGAGUGAAACGAUACAUGACCGACGACCCCCAGCAUCAUUAUCCAUUGGCUGCUAUGGACAAGAAAAACUUUGCAGCACUUCUGCCCAACAAGGCCAAUCUGGACGGUGCUUCAUCCGCUAAUAAUAAUAAUUGUAGUAAAACUCCAAUUUCAAAUAAGCAAGAUGGAGUUGCUUUCCCUAAUGCCCGUGGAAAGCGUCGUGGUGGUGGUGGUGGGUGUGACCCGUCAUCCCUGCCAAAGUCAAACAGUGCGAAUUCUCUCUCGUCCCGAUGUGAACCUCCCAAUCGCAGAAACUCACCACAGAAAAGUAAAGGCUUGGACAAGAAACCUCGAGGUCGAGGGAGUGGCUUUGGAGGACCGAUGAUUGAUAAGCGAAACGGCCCCGAAGUGGGGUCCUUGCAGUCCCCUGGAGCAAAGAAACGUGACUGGGAUCACCUCUUCUAUUUUGCACCACGCGAGCGACGAUCUUCCCCAAACUGUGUGUGGAAAUCGCAUCAUGCUCAACGCGGUCGAAACGAUUCGGGAGGCGCAUCCUUAAAAAACAGAUUUUCUAAAGAGAAUUUCCUGAGGGCCAAUUGCCAAUUCUUGGUCAAGCAGUCUGAUAAAGAUUAUGCACCAUAUUUUGCUGAUCCAGACCUGUUGGUUGAUUGGAAUGAUGUUGAGCAGAUUGUUGUGACAAUGAUUGGUGAAGGAGCAAGCUGUCCAAUUUGCUUGGGGACACCCAGUGCCGCAAAGAUGACUCGCUGUGGUCAUAUUUACUGCUGGUCAUGUAUUCUUCAUUACUUGGCUUUAUCCGAUAAUGCUUCAAGGCCAUGUCCAAUUUGUUACGAAGCUAUUGCCAACAACGAUCUUAAGAGUGUUGUUGCUCACGUUCACUUCGAUCUUGAGCUCGGUGACAUAAUUGACAUGGAGCUACUUCGACGUCACAAAGACAUGCUAGCCGUUGCACCGUUGCACUCGCAUGAAGCAACCGAAGCAUGGAAUGAGUUGUAUGCAAAACUGGUCGUCAUUUCUUCUUCUGAUGUAAUGGAGAAAGUUGUUGAUCGGGAACUACGUGAACUGACGGCAUGCUAUGAUGAAGAUCCAGACUGCCCAGAAGUUUGCUUCAUUCACCAAGCAAUCGGUGAACUGUCAGAAAGAAAGAAAUCCCUAAUGGUGGCUAACAAUGCAAUGGUUGACAAGAACCCAGAUACUGCUAUUCCAAAUGAAGCACAGGGUACUGUUGAACAGCCUGGUCAAGUUUCAGAUAUCACUGUCUCACCUGAACACUGUGACUCUGAGAAGGAUGAAUAUUUCCACUUUUAUCAAGAUUCCAAGGGGCUCAACAUCUUCCUGCACCCAUUGAACUUUUCAAUGUUGGCAAAAGAAUUUGGCACAGAGAUGGAAUUUUGGCCAAGAUACUUGUCCCUACGCGUCAUUGACAAAGAAUACUAUUCGGCCAGUGAGGAAUCACGAAAACGUUGGAAAUUCUUGCGACACUUGCCACUUAGCACUCCAUUCACCGUCGUUGAAGUCGACCUCUCCGAAUUUGUCUCAGAGGAAGUCAUGACAGAAUUUGCGUCCCAGAUUGAUUAUCGUAAAACUAGACGAACGCAAAGGGCAAAGGAAGAAAAGAAAAUGGAAAAAAUUAUUGCUGAAAGGGAGAGGAAACUUUGGAAGAUUCCUGUCGUCCCCCACUUUGAACCAAAGUUGGAUUUUCCUGAAUUUUUGGAUUCCGCUACUUGCGCUCUGGAUCUUUCGGCUGAACGGCUGGAAACCUUCGACAUGGUGGAAUCACCACCUUUUGAAGGAAUUCGUACAACUAUCCCAACAUCUUUCGCAAUGAUGGCCAGCCGAGCUCCUGUGCAAAUGAAGAAAAGUCCCAGCUUUCCACUUGUUAAAUCAUCUGCAUUACCAGCCAAUCAUUACGGAUCUAUACCUCCUCGCCGCCACUCUGACGACAGCGAGCCCGAGUCAGAUCAUGUUGCCGUUCCAGAGUUCCGAGAAAGCAUGUCCGACGCUAUUACGAAAGCCUUGAUGGAGAUUGUGUUUGAUGAGAAGAACGAUAAGAGUGGGAACAGCAACGGCCAGCAGCAAAAAAAUAAGAAAAAGAAGAACAAAGGAAAAGUUCUAUUCACCACUGGGAUGGGAUCAUUCAACUAAAUAAAGUUUUCUAGAACUAUGAUUUCAACAUAUAUACUGCUACAAUUACUUUUCAAGCUAAAUAAGUACUAUUGGAAACUGCUAUUGUAAAAUGAUAAGUUAUUAUUAUCAUACGUAUUUACUUAAAUCACGACUCCACUAACUUUCCCAUGUUCAAUAUAAAAUGUUAAACAGUCCAGUAUGCAUGUAAACAAAGUCACCAAAAAUUGUAAUACAUAUUACAUAUAUAAUUUACACUGGUUUGUGUAUUUAUUAAAAUUGCAUGCAAAAGUGUA
Messenger RNA from Folsomia candida, 3233 nucleotides. Its product is annotated as RING finger protein 10. Gene Ontology annotation, biological process: positive regulation of transcription by RNA polymerase II. The coding region runs from base 832 to 2958 and encodes 708 amino acids. The record is from RefSeq and is a predicted model, not a curated record. Lineage: Eukaryota; Metazoa; Arthropoda; Collembola; Entomobryomorpha; Isotomidae. The transcript is spliced from 11 exons. Gene Ontology annotation, molecular function: metal ion binding; transcription cis-regulatory region binding.